Nothoprocta perdicaria is the source of this 2698-nucleotide messenger RNA. It is a transcript of the gene CD9, whose product is annotated as CD9 molecule. Lineage: Eukaryota; Metazoa; Chordata; Aves; Tinamiformes; Tinamidae. Bases 113 to 787 code for a protein of 224 amino acids. Gene Ontology annotation, cellular component: membrane. The record is from RefSeq and is a predicted model, not a curated record. The transcript is spliced from 8 exons.
CGGAGCGGGACCCGGCGAGAGGCGGAUUUAAGGAGUGGCACCGUGGGCAAGUAACUGCUCUGCGCCCCGUGCCCACCUCGGAGCCCCGCUGCUGCCCUCCUCCCCCGGCAGGAUGCCUGUGAAAGGAGGCACCAAGUGCAUCAAGUACCUGCUCUUCGGCUUCAACUUUAUUUUCUGGCUCGCAGGAACAGCAGUUCUUGCGAUUGGACUAUGGCUUCGGUUCGAUUCCCAGACCAAAAGCAUCUUUGAUUUGGAGUCCAACAACACGACGUUCUAUACAGGAGUUUACAUUCUAAUUGGAGCUGGUGCACUCAUGAUGUUAGUUGGUUUCUUGGGAUGCUGUGGUGCACUGCAGGAAUCACAAUGUAUGCUUGGCCUGUUCUUUCUCUUCCUCUUCGUGAUUUUUGCCCUUGAAAUCGCUGCUGCAAUCUGGGGAUUUGCAAAUAAGGAAAAGGUUAUUGAAGAGCUAAAAGAUUUCUACAUGGAAACCUAUGCAAAAAGGUCUCAAGUAGCUGCCAGGGAAACACUGAAAGCAUUUCAGCUAGCUCUGAACUGUUGUGGUGUUACAGGAGGUCUUGAGCAGCAGUUCAUGGACACCUGUCCCAAGAAGAGCUUUCUUGAGUCAAUUGCUGUAAAGUCAUGCCCUGAUGCCAUCGAUGAUGUCUUUAAUUCCAAAUUGAACGUGAUUGGAGCAGUUGGCCUUGGCAUUGCUGUAAUAAUGAUAUUCGGCAUGAUAUUCAGCAUGAUUCUUUGCUGUGCUAUCCGCAAAAACAGAGAAAUGGUCUAAAGAGGGAGAAAAACAAUGCACUAUAAAAUCUUUGUCAUUAACUUUAGCAUUCUCAAAGCAUUUCUAAGAAGUUAUAUAUUUGUUACCUUUUUAAUGCUUUAUUUGGUACUGAUAUAGGUUUGCUUUUUAUGUUAUAGGUUAAAACGAUAAAGGUAUUACCUGACUCAAGACAAAUAUUGUACAUAAACUAUCUGACUUUCUUGAAACUUAAUGUAAUUUGGAUGUAAUUUAUGUUGGAGACAAUUUGAUACUUAAUAAAGAGUAAGACAUAUUGUAUGUUUGUGGGGGGAGAAGGUUUUACUAGUAAGCAAUCAUACUAUGUAUUUAAUGUUUGUUACAAAGUUGAACUUGUACAGCAAAGUCUUUGUUAAAUCACCAAAGCUGUACUGUUAAAGCAGGGGAAAAUCCUGCACGUCAGCCCUGCAUUUGUAGGGAAGCAUGGAGAGAAAGGGGUGUGUGGGGACACCCAAACCUGGAAAAAGCUCUUUUUGGCUUGCAUACUAGGGAAAGCUGUAAGUGGAGGUUAAACUUCAAAGCAUUCCUAUUUCCUUUGAGUUAGAACAAUUGUUAAGGAUAUGCCUAAGGUUACUGCUGCACCAUUUUUCUUCAGCUUAACUUUCAUAUUGGAAGCCCUAGCAGCAGCUGUAUCAUAGUGCUCUCAGCCUGGGCUAGAGCUGGGUGGCAGAUCUUUGUAUUAGGCCUCCAGCGGGUGAUGUGGCCUUGAGCUCUGGACAGGGCUUAUAGGAUUUCUUUCCAGGGCUGUCAUUGUGCUUUGUCCCUCCAAAGCAAGCACCAUCUCGGGAACUACAGCAAAAUCGAGUUUCCAAGCAGGAAAACACAAAACCACAAGAAUUAGGCUAGAAAUUGUUGUUCAGUUCUUCAGUGGUUGCUGAAAGUUGGCAACUAGAAGUGAUAAUUUUAGGUUACUUCAAAUGCAGAUAACUCUCAACUUAAAAAAAAAAAAAAUACCCAUACUCUGAAUGAAUGGCUGGGUGUCUUGCCUAUCUUUGUGCUAGGUUUCUUGGAAUUUUUGCUGUUUGUCUAAGAGUUUAUGCAAAUCAUAUAGCUCUCUUCUGUAAUGUGUUUCCCUGGGUGGCUGUGAGAGAGCCUGAAGGGAAAAAAUUAAUCUCAGGUGGAAGAAUAAGAAGCCGGGUGUCCUUGACCAUCCCUUCAGCUCUUACAGAACAGCACGAGGCAGCAUUUUGUUGCCAGACACAUGCCUGGGGCUGAGGCUGCAUCUGGCACCCAGAAGAGCUGGAGGGAAUUGCUUGCUCCCAUAAUGAAAGCUAACUGCUGACUUCAGCGAGCCUUACCUUAGGCUCCACGUAGGUUGUGGGUAUUCAAGUCACCUAGCCACCUAUGCACAACACAAAGUUUGGCUUUAUUCCAGCAAUAAUAGUCCCUGAAAAAUGCAGUGGAAUGUGACUAAAGUGAUGAGACAAUUACUGUUACUUUGAGAAGUGAACCGUAGGCCUAGCUCUGCAGCUGGUGGCAUGAUUUUGGCUGUGAGCAGCAGUGCAACUGAGCAGUGCCAGCUGCAGUUAGUGCCCAGAGACUCACAGACAAGUCAAUUUAGGCUCUGCAAGCCAUAAACGCACACCUUCUGCUAUGACAUUUUUUACAAAAGAUGAAACGUGGCUUGCCAUGGAACAACCCCAUUCACCCCCAACACUGUCGUUUUAAACACAGUUUUUGUUUAUAAUGAUUUAAUGUCUCUGUGGUGGUUUCCCUUCCCUGCCCCCCCCACACACAUGCCAGGGGAAAAAAAAAAUGUCUUUUAGUCACCAAAGGCAAUUUUUGGGCUUUCUUCUGGAACAGUCUGCCGUUAUGUUGGUUGAUAGCUCAUCAAUUACCAACUGGUAAAAGGUUAGGUAAAACUCAUGUUCAUUGUUUUAUUGUAGAGGAAAUGGC